This is a messenger RNA of Microtus oregoni (creeping vole), 937 nucleotides long. It is a transcript of the gene Plcxd1, whose product is annotated as phosphatidylinositol specific phospholipase C X domain containing 1. Gene Ontology annotation, molecular function: phosphoric diester hydrolase activity. The transcript has 5 exons. The coding region runs from base 47 to 784 and encodes 245 amino acids. Gene Ontology annotation, biological process: lipid metabolic process. The record is from RefSeq and is a predicted model, not a curated record. NCBI's taxonomy places the organism in Eukaryota, Metazoa, Chordata, Mammalia, Rodentia, Cricetidae.
AGAGUCUCGGCUGCUUCACCUACUGGGGCGGGUCGCGCCCUGCAUUAUGGGGCCCAUGGUGUUGAGAUGGUCAGUCACACAGACUCUGGACGUGAAGCGGCAGCUGGACGCAGGGGUGAGGUACCUGGAUCUGCGGAUUGCACACAUGCAGGGCGGCUCUGAGAAGAAUCUGCACUUUGAACACAUGAUCUACACCACUGCGUUGGUGGAGGACACCCUCACAGAGAUCUCCGAGUGGCUGGAGUCACACCCCCAUGAGGUCAUCAUCCUGGCCUGCAGAAACUUUGAGGGGAUGACAGGAGACUUGCAUGAGUACCUCAUAGACUGCAUCAAGAACAUCUUCGGGGACUCACUGUGUCCGCGCGGGGACAUCCCUACGCUGCGGCAGUUGUGGGCACAUGGCCAGCAGGUGAUUGUGUCCUAUGAAGAUGAGACCUGUGUGGGUCGCCAUGCAGAGCUGUGGCCUGGGAUCCCUUACUGGUGGGGAAACCAGGUGAAGUCCCAGGCGCUGCUGCAGUACUUGGAGACCAUGAGGAGCUGCGGUCGCCCAGGUGGCCUGUUUGUGGCUGGCAUCAAUCUCACAGAAAACCUGCCCUAUGUCCUCUCGCACCCAUCCGGGUCCCUGGAGAUGCUGACACGGCCCAACCUUCAGCUCCUCAUGGCGUGGGUGCGAGCACAGCAGCCAGGGCCCGGAUCAGGCUGCACCAACAUCAUCGCUGGGGACUUCGUGGGCUCCAACAGCUUUGUGGGUGAAGUCAUUGGGCUCAACCAGAAGCUGCGGUGACAACAACCCGAGAGCAGGGGCAGGGUCAUGGGGGUCACAGUCAAAAGGAUCACGGAGGUCAGAGUCACUGAUCUCUCCUGUCAUCCCCUAGAAAAACCUGAGGCCCAUGUGAGUCAGUCUGUGCCACAUCCUGGUCACUCUGGUCACACUCCA